AUGCUCGCAAACCAGAACAUAGCGAUCGUCUCCGACCGCGUCGUGCUCGUCCCGUACCGGAAGGAGCACGUCGCCAAGUACCACGAAUGGAUGCAAGAUCCCGAGCUGCAAGAGCAGACGGCCAGCGAGCCUCUGACGCUCGAGGAGGAGUACGAUAUGCAGCGCCGGUGGGCCGAGGACGACGACAAGCUGACGUUCAUAAUCCUCGCCCGCCUCCCGCCGGACGAGGGCGAGCUCUCGGACGCGGCACUCCGCGCGCUGCCCAUGGUCGGCGACGUGAACCUGUUCUUCAAGGGUAAAGAAGGCGACGAGGAGUUCGAGGUCGAGGUCGAGGUUAUGAUCGCCGAGAAAGCAUACCGCCGGCAGCACCUCGCGCACCGCGCCAUAUCCCUCACGCUCGCCUACGCCCUGCACGCGCCGCCCAGCACACACAGCCCCCUGCCCAUCCGCGACCAGCGCCGCUUCGUCGCGCGCAUCUCGGAGAAGAACGAGGCGAGCAUCAGGUUGUUUAGGAAAUUGUGCUUUUUCGAGACGAGGAGGGUCGAGGUGUUUGGCGAGGUCGAGAUGCGGUAUAUGGCGUCGGGGUUCUGGGAGGCGGGGGACGUGCGGGAGUUUCCUUAG
This is a messenger RNA of Peniophora sp. CBMAI 1063, 621 nucleotides long. Lineage: Eukaryota; Fungi; Basidiomycota; Agaricomycetes; Russulales; Peniophoraceae. The record is from the annotation of a GenBank genome assembly.